Amphibalanus amphitrite is the source of this 4257-nucleotide messenger RNA. RefSeq lists its product as uncharacterized. The coding region runs from base 224 to 3286 and encodes 1020 amino acids. NCBI's taxonomy places the organism in Eukaryota, Metazoa, Arthropoda, Thecostraca, Balanomorpha, Balanidae. Gene Ontology annotation, molecular function: zinc ion binding; nucleic acid binding. The transcript is spliced from 2 exons. The record is from RefSeq and is a predicted model, not a curated record.
GUGAUCCUGUGGUGGUCCUGCGCUGGUUUUAAAUUGUGUUAUGUGGUGUGUUUUUAUAUUGCUGGGAAGUGUCUAGGUUAAGGUGUUUAGAUUAAGUGAUUACUGAGGAAUGCGGUAUCCUCUCAGUGCUGGGAAGUGUUUUUAAGUGUCUAGAUAGUAGAUAAGUGAGGGUGGAAGGUCUGUGGUAUCCCCGCUGUGCAGAUUCCUAUUCCCUCACCCUGAAAUGGCGCCUACUAAGGAGGAGUUGGGAAGGUUGAAGCUGACAGAGCUGCAACGGGAAUUAGAGACCCGUGGGCUGGAGGUAACCGGUAAGAAGCAGGAUUUAGUGGAUAGGUUGUGGUCAGCCCUCGAGACUGAGAUGGACCAGUUAAACCCGGCAGAGAAUAAGGUGAGUCCCCGAGAAGCUACUGGAGGGCCAUCGACAGAUGUAUCGAUUAUUUUGGCGAAACUUAAGCUCCUCAAGGAGGAACAGGCCGUAGAGCAGGAGCGGAUGGCGGUGAGGGCACGCGAAUCGCUUUUGCAGGCCAGGUCGGAGCAGCUUAAACUUGAACGCGAGUUGGUAGAGGCAGGGCACCUAGUGGAGCCUGAGUUGGCCCAGGUGCAGGUUCCGAUCGAGCCGGUGGGUAAGCCCUCACUGGGGGAGGCCCUCAGUGCCCAGGUCAAGCGGUCCCUGUUGCCCCCCGCAGAGCUCCGCCCGUUCAGCGGCGAAAUAAGAGACUAUCGUUUAUUUACUAGAUCGUUCCAGGCCCGUAUUGAAACAAAGACUGAGGACCCAGAUGAGCUUCUUUUUUAUCUCGAUCAAUAUACGAAGGGAAAGCCCAACCAGCUCGUGCGAGGGUGUCUCCACCUGGGGGAGGCUGGUUUUGCAGAGGCAAAGCGGCUCCUGGAGGUUCGCUACGGCAACAGUGUGGGGCUGGUCGACUCCUAUGUCGAACAGGUGAGAGGCUGGCCUAAGGUGGCCGCUGGCGAUGUUGAGAGUCUGGACCAGCUUCUUCUGUUCUUGACCGAGAUCAUGAACGCGAUGGAGAGUGUGGAACUGAGUGAAUUUGAUCAUCCAACGAACUUGCGCCUUGUCAUGUCGAAGCUGCCCUCGUACCUCCAGGAUCGGUGGAUGAGAGAGGCAGAUAGACUCCUUCAGGAGGGCUCGACCGUGCGCCUGUCGAACCUGGUCGGGUUUCUGUCCGCUGAGGUCCGUGUAAAGCGGAAUCCUCUGUUCGGUCCUCGUAGUGCCGAACCCGCGCGCCGUGAGGCUGUGUCCAGGUCCUCUCCCGGGUUUAAGGUGAGCGCAGCUCGGGUCACACGACCGGGCGCGGGGUCAGGGCUGUGUCCUUUUUGUGACGGUCGCCAUGAGCUGGACAGGUGCCAGCGGAUGUUUGAGAGGCCCUGGCCUGAGAGGCGUCGGACGGUGUUACGAGCGGGGCUUUGUUUCGGGUGCCUCAGGGAGGGUCACCGUGCCCGCUCUUGCAGGAGCCAGCUGACUUGCCGCUCUUGCGGUGGGCGUCACCCGUCGGUGAUGCACCGGGACCCCGACUGUGACGCUCGUGGUGUUCCAGCUGCCCCUCCGGUUUCCGCCCAGCCGCCGGUGGCGCGGCGUGGUGCCGGCGGCGGCCGGGAGUUGCGGCCCGAGGCGGCGGUGGUGCCGCCGCGCGGAGAUGGUGUGGCGCCACCUCGUGGUGGAUUUGUGGCGCCACCUCCCGGCGGUGAGGGGUCGGGUUCCCACAGCGGAGCCGUGAUCAGUGCGAGCCUUGGACUCCAAGGUGUCGAUCGGACGGCGCUGCCGGUCGUGGCUGUGCGCCUCCGUGGUCCAGACGGCAAAGUGGUCGUCACUAACGGAUUUUUGGACCAGGGCUCCUCGGGAUCUUUCCUAACUGACGGACUUGUUUCCUUGUUGGGACUCCAGACCGAGGAGACGAGUGUUGUGCUCGAGACGGUGGGGAGCGGGAAGAGGCGGAUUCAGACGUGCCUCGCGUCGGGCGUGCAGGUGGCCGAUGCGAGAGGGGGAGCUUUCCAUGCUCUGCCGCCUCUGAUGACCGUUCCGUCCCUGCCGGUGACUCAGGAGGACAGGUGUCCGAGGAGUGAGCUGAGGGCAGCCGCUCAUCUCGCCGAUGUCGCGCUGACAGAGGUGGACACGCCUGUGGGGAUCCUGAUUGGGUCGAACUGUGCCGAACUGCUUCUUGCCAGGGAGGUCCGGGCUCCGCCUGAGGGCCAGGCGGGGUUGUGUGCCAUCCGUACCGUGUUGGGGUGGUAUGUGAUCGGACGUGUCCCUGGGACAGCAGUCUCGAGGGGCAGGCUGACUGUCAACUUCCUGAGGGUCGAGAGGGCGACCGAUUCUGAUGAUGGGAUUACCCAGAGUGUCCGUGAUCACUGCUCGGAAGGCUGUCAGUUUCGAGCCAUGUACGAGCGGGACUUUGGUGACCUGUCUGAUGACCGUGAGUGUUUUUCCCUUGAGGAGCGUGAGUGGAUAGCCGACGUCGAGUCAGGCGUCCGGCGGGACUCGGAGGGUCAUUUUGAGAUCCCCCUUCCCAAAACCGAUUUUGGAGAGCUGCCAGACAGCUUCGGAACGGCGGCCAGACGGUUGAACUCACUCCGGAGGCGGUUCCGAUCUGACCCAGAGUAUUUUGACCAGUACCGGCGUGUUAUCAGCUCGCUGGUCGAUGACGGGUACGCCGUUCCAGUCUCUGACGAUGACGUCACAGGUCCCGUAUGGUACCUCCCCCACCAUGGCGUGUGGGAGCCUGGUAAGGGCAAGCUGCGCGUGGUAUUUGACUGCGCGGCUAAGAGUGGUGGUACCUGUCUCAAUGACUUGCUGAGGAAGGGACCUGUUCUGACGAACUCCCUGCUGGGGGUGCUCUGUCGAUUUCGUGAGGGGCGGGUCGCUUUUGCGUGCGACAUUCAGAGCAUGUACCACAGGGUGCAUGUACCAGAGUCGGACACGAGCAUGUUGAGGUUCCUGUGGUUCCGUGACAACGAUCCGGACGGAGAUGUGCAACUCUGGCGAAUGAGGUCUCAUGUGUUUGGAGCUGUGUCGAGUGGGAGUGUCGCCAGUUUCGCACUGGGCCGGUGCGCUGAGGAGGGUAGAUCGAGCUAUCCGGAGGCCGCUGAUGCUCUGAUUCGCAACACAUAUGUGGAUGACGCACUGUGUGCUGUGGACUCCGUUGAGGAUGCUGUGCAUCUGGCACGGGAUCUGAAGGCGCUGUGCGCCACGGGAGCGUUCAAUAUGACUAAAUUCACCAGCAGCAGUCCGCAGUUCCUGAAGUAUGUACCCAUGGAAGGCUCGGUAAGGUAGGAUAGGUAGAGUGUGAGCGGGACGCUCAUCGGUUCAGUGUUGUGUGGUGGUAGAUAUAUAUAUAUAUAAAUAUUUUUUUUUUUUUUCGUGGACGGAUCGUCAGGUUUGUAGAGGUUGUCAGCUUGACGGGCGCUCCUGUGCUUCGAAUGCCUCAGUCAUUCGAAGGGGGGAGUGUAGAUGGCGCCCGUCCUAUCCUAUCCUUUCCUGCAGCUUGUCCGUCUUCCGACCCGUUUCACAUAUCCUUCGUGCUCGUUUCCCGAUAAAACCGGCGGCUCUAGGAGCCGAAGUGCGCGUUGGAGCGGCGGGCCGCUGAACGCUUGUGCGUAGGGAUAUAGUGCGCGUGUUUUCAUUAAUUAGAUGGCGUUGUUAAUUAAUUGCUUUUGAAAUAUCAUUGGAAUAUUUGUACUAUCUCGUAGGGCACCGAUUGUGCUGGUUGUAAGCGGAUAUUGUGUUUUUCCGGAAUUUCGAAUGCCGCGCUGGCAGUCACGUGACCGGUUCUGAUGUCGAGUCCGACUGCGCGGAAGGCGGUCUUUUCGUUCCCCGCCAUGAUUGGAGGCGGAUGUGUUGCGGGUGCUCCGGAUUUUGGUACCGUGGCUCGGUUGCCCCCGAUUCGGGGAGGACAAGCUGUGGAGCUUGUUUGUGGAGGCUGCCCUGGUGGCCUCGUGAGUUCGGUCGCCGUGGUCGUUUGGCAGCGCGCCAGAGACUGGAUAAGCCGGUAUGUUAUCACUAAAGAUGCUCAUUGUCUAUCUUUGCUUUGAAUUUCGAUACCUCAACGUCUGCUGUGUAUUGCUUGAUUUAUUUACUUACUUGUAGAAUGUUAAACAGAGUUCUUGGACCCCGAGCUGUGUUGUGACCCAUUUUGCAUCGUGCCAACUGGUAUUUGACUCGAGCUCGUAUUGUGUGGAUGUGUUUGCAGUAACAAUCAAAUGAUCGAAGACGGGAUCCAGAGCGGUCCAAUACAGAUCUGUCCA